This is a messenger RNA of Daldinia caldariorum, 3030 nucleotides long. RefSeq names its product ARM repeat-containing protein. The transcript is spliced from 8 exons. NCBI's taxonomy places the organism in Eukaryota, Fungi, Ascomycota, Sordariomycetes, Xylariales, Hypoxylaceae. The record is from RefSeq and is a predicted model, not a curated record. Bases 1 to 3030 code for a protein of 1009 amino acids. Gene Ontology annotation, biological process: protein import into nucleus. Gene Ontology annotation, cellular component: nuclear membrane; cytoplasm.
AUGGAAAACAUAUCGAUUGAGACUAUCACUCUACCUGAAGUCGAACGUUUGGUUCAUGAGCUGUAUAAGCCGAACCCCCCUCAAACUAUCUCCCGCAUUCAAGAAAUCCUCCAAACUCUUCAAAAGUCUCCUGGAGGAUGGCAACUUGCGGAUGGCCUGCUGAGCCUACCAGAUCAGAACGUCAAAUUUUUUGGUGCCUUGACAUUCACCGUAAAAUUAAAUACUGAAAGUUUAUCAGACGAGGAUGCAGUAUCUGUUCUCCAGAAACUCAUAAGCUUCCUCAUAACUUCCCUUAGAGAUGGUACAGCCGGCUUCGUAGUUAAGAAGUUGUGCAGUACUCUCGUUACCUACUUUAUCCACUACUCCCAUACUUGGCCCAGAUGUAUACGCCAUCUUUCGUAUUGCUUAGACAGUCGUACUUAUGUACCUAUCGAAGAUGUCGAUAAUUCGCCUCCCUAUGAGGAUAUAGUCCACGCGUUGGAUGCUGAGAACCUGUACGCACUAUUAUGGUUCGCUCAGAUUUUGCCCAACGAGGCAGAGAAGAUCGAUACUAAGCCUAUCAAGUAUAUUUCCCUGCACGAACGACUGGCGACUAAUGCUGCCGAUGUCGUGGUUCUCCUAAUCUACGGUAUCAAGCCAGUUAGCGACGGCAGUACUCGUCCGGCAGAUUCGAUAAGUUGUCUGCAAGCAUGGAUCCAAUAUAUCCAGCGAAAUCCAAAACAGCCAUUAGUCCAGCAGUUCCAGAAAUUAGUUGACCCUGUCAUCAACUGUCUCCCAAAUGAUGAGCUAUAUGACGUUGCCGUCGGGCUUCUUACCGAUGCUCUUGAGGAUUGGCAGUCAUUCUUCGAUCGAGAUCAUUUCGAAUCCCUAUACUCGGUUUUCGAAAGCGACUGGGCUCGGGAUAAGUUUCGCAGCUUGAUCGAGAGCGAGGAGAUGAAUGAUGACGACGUUCAUUUUGGCCUUUUCAUGCUGUCCUUCGGUAACGCGCGAACAGAAGAUUUAGCGGAUGGGACUAACGAAAGAGCGCAACGCUUUUUAGCUAUGCUAGCAGGACUAUUGAGCGCAAAGGGGUACCCCGGGGUGGACGAUAAAAUAUUCGUUCCAGCUCUCGAAUUUUGGGGAACUUUCGUUGAAGUUUUGGUUGAUUCUCUAUAUGGAGAAUCAACUGGAGAAAAGCAAUGGGAUAAGCCGCCUAUCUGGCAAAUGAUGCAGGCUGUUUCGGCAAGCUCCCGCAAGAUUCAGUACCCUCAUAUCACAAUUUAUAAUUCAUGGGAUUCCACAGAGAGAACGGCUUUUGGGGAUGCUCGGAAGGACGUCGCUGAUUUUCUGCAAUCCGUAUAUACAAUAAUUGGUAAAGAGUUGGUCUCUAUAUUUGCGAAAAGCCUUCUCGACGCCUUACCGAGAUCAGCAUGGGCAGAGCUUGAGGCUGCAGCCUUCUGCUUGGGUGCCCUAUCUGAUUGUCUGCCAGAUGACAGUUUAUUUGACGACAUAUUAACCCAAAUAUUCGGCUCGCCCCUAUUCGGAUUGCUAAGUCAGGGGCAGAGCGUGGUACCUAUCCGGGCGAGACAGACAUGUCUCUCCCUCAUAGAGCGUUACUCGGAUUACUUUGGUAGCCACGCGGAGUUCCUACCCGCUGCUUUAAACCUGCUGUUCGGUGCGGUAGGCGAUAGGCAUCUGGCACUACCCUCCUCAAAAUCUAUCUACACACUUUGCUCGUCCUGUCGAUCCAUUUUAACCUCGGAAGUCGGAACCUUCCUUGAACAAUACUCAACUUUACGCAAUAGUGAACUUGACUCACUAGCCGAGGAGAGGAUUGUGGGCGCUAUUGCAUCGAUUGUACAAGCAGUUCCCGACGAUACACAGAAGGCAGAUGCCUUUAAGAGGCUGCUUACCAUGGUUGGAGUCGACGUUGAGACCAGUUUACAACUUUCAUCUUACGGUGAAGGAUCUCUCAUACCACCAGAAAACCCGGUGAUAGUACGGGCUUACGACUUUGCACAACGCCCAGAUGCGCCCGUUCCUGCGUCUGAAAUAGCAUUGUAUCUGGCUAUUCGAGCUCUUCGUUGUCUUUUCAGCAUUGCUAAGGGAAUCCAAGCUCCUUCCGAAACUCUCGUAGAUUUGGAAGCGGACGGCCAAAGCGCACAAAUGUCAUCCAAUGCUAACUUCGAACAGAUACAAGUUGACAUCAUGGGCACGCUCGUUAGGCUUAAGGAGACCUUUUCGAGUAAUAGCGAAGUUGUCGACGUUAUCUGCAGCAUCAUUCGUGCCGGAUUUUCCGAAACAGAACCCGGGCCAUUCGUGUUUCCUCCACAAAUGGUGACUGAGUUCAUUACAAGUAGAUGGCAUAAUCGUAUUGCUACUGUGGUCAACACAGCAAGUGUAUUUUUCACGUCGCUCAGUAGCGGAAACCAAAAGAAAUAUGUACCAGAGAUCCUCAGCCAGCUCUUACCAUGGGUCUUUGGCCUACUAAGCCAACUUUCAGAACCCGAUCAAGAUCCUGAACUGGCACAGUAUGGCCUUGAAUUCGCCCAGAGGAUUAUGUCAAAGCGUCCCGAGAUUCUUAUGUCACAACCCGCAAAUAUGCUAGAGUUCCUCUUUAUGUUCGCCAUUAAGCUACUAAAUGGAAAUGAGCCAUUACCCAAGGCAGCAGCGGCAGACUUCUGGUCUACUUUUAUUUCAGUCCAAGCAAGCGACGAGAACACACGGGUUAUUGUAGAAAACGCGAUGACCUACCUGGGACCAAAGCUGUCCGAAUCGCUCAUACAGAAUAUCGGCGGCAAGGCUGCGCGAAGCGAACUCGACAAGCUCAGCGAACCGCUGAAGAAGCUGGUUGCGCAACAGGUUAACGCACGCCAGUGGUUAGGGGCAGCACUGCAAGAUCCGGCAUUCCCUAGCGAUAAGGUAUCCCCAGAAGAGAAAGAAUUAUUCCUGAAGAAAGUCAUCAUGCUACGUGGCCAGCGAGCAACUAAUGCUCUCGUCCGCACCUUUUGGCUAGCCUGCAGGGGCUCCAACUUUGCUUAUACAUCAUGA